This is a messenger RNA of Asparagus officinalis (garden asparagus), 1483 nucleotides long. RefSeq names its product endonuclease III homolog 1, chloroplastic-like. The coding region runs from base 97 to 1269 and encodes 390 amino acids. The transcript has 11 exons. Gene Ontology annotation, molecular function: DNA-(apurinic or apyrimidinic site) endonuclease activity; DNA binding; oxidized pyrimidine nucleobase lesion DNA N-glycosylase activity. The record is from RefSeq and is a predicted model, not a curated record. Gene Ontology annotation, biological process: base-excision repair, AP site formation; nucleotide-excision repair; base-excision repair. Gene Ontology annotation, cellular component: chloroplast nucleoid; nucleus. NCBI's taxonomy places the organism in Eukaryota, Viridiplantae, Streptophyta, Magnoliopsida, Asparagales, Asparagaceae.
AAGAGAAAAACAUCAUUAGCACAAAGAACAACGAACAAAAAUAAAAAAAGAGGAAGGGGAGAAAAAAAACCUUUUCCUAGUUCCCUCCAAUACCAAAUGCCAUUCUCUCUUUCUCUCUCUAGGCUCCCUUUCUUUGUUCCCCUCUCUCUUCAUUCCAAAACCCUCAAGAUGCCCAUCACCAGAUCAUCCUCAAAAUCUCUUAUUUUGCCCAGCAAAGCUCAAGAACCCAACUCAGGAAUCAACCCGGGUACUGAGCUUUCCAGUGCUUAUACGAGGAAAAAGAGGGUGAAGAUAGAGGCAGAUAAUUCUUUAGAGGAUCAGAAAGGGAAAAUUGCUGGUCAAAAACUCACUGGUUUGCCGGAUAUCGAAGAUUUUUCAUAUAGUAAAGCCAAGGGAUCAGUGAAAUCGAGAAUUGGUCCUACAACUAAGGCAAAACUGUCUGCAGUUUCUAUGGAUAUAAAGAAAGAGACAGUUUCUGUGGAUUUGAAGAAAGAGGCUACUCUUUCCAUUAGCAUAAACGAGGGGCCACCAGCAAACUGGGAAAAAGUUCUUGAAGGGAUUAGGAAAAUGAGAUCUUCUGAUGAUGCUCCAGUUGACUCUAUGGGAUGUGAAAAGGCAGGCAGUUUUUUGCCACCAAAGGAGAGACGAUUUGCGGUUUUGGUGUCUUCCCUUCUAUCAAGCCAAACCAAAGAUGGAGUUACACAUGGUGCCGUGCAGCGCCUCUCCGAGAAAGGCUUAUUGGCAGCUGAUGCUAUUAUCCAAACUGAGGAAGCAACCAUUGCAAACUUGAUAUAUCCAGUUGGAUUUUAUUCGAGAAAGGCCAAAUAUAUGAAAAGGGUUGCUGAAAUUUGUCUUGACAAGUACGAUGGAGAUAUUCCUAACACAAUAGAUGGCUUGCUCGCACUGCCAGGGAUAGGUCCAAAGAUGGCCUAUCUGGUUAUGAAUGUUGGGUGGAAUGAUGUGCAAGGUAUAUGUGUUGAUACUCAUGUACAUCGCAUAUGCAAUCGUCUUGGAUGGGUAUCUCGACCUGGAACAAGAGAGAAAACUUUGACUCCUGAACAAACCAGAGUUUCUUUGGAGACUUGGUUGCCUAAAGACGAAUGGGAUCCGAUCAAUCCACUAUUGGUUGGAUUUGGGCAAACAGUGUGCAAGCCUCUCAGACCUCGAUGCGGAGAUUGCUCCAUAAACAAGCUAUGCCCCUCUGCAUUCAAGGAAGCAGCUACUCCCAUUUCUAAAGCGAAGAAAACAAGUCCCAGUAAAAGAUCUUGAUGAUUUUAAGUGGUAGUCAGAAGCCUUUUUUUGAGUCACAGAAUUGUAUGUGGUCUUCUUGUGUUACUUAUUUUUGGCUGACCACACUUCAGAAAUGAUCUACCCUUUUAUGUAGUAGUCCUUGUGCAAUGCUCUCUUGUAUAUGGCUUAAACAAUGAAAAAUGUUGUAAGAAAUUAUAUUUGAUAUUUUAUUGGAACCUUCAUACUUUGUGUA